Episyrphus balteatus (marmalade hoverfly) is the source of this 1417-nucleotide messenger RNA. RefSeq names its product adenylyltransferase and sulfurtransferase MOCS3-2 (gene Uba4). Gene Ontology annotation, biological process: protein urmylation; tRNA wobble position uridine thiolation. The coding region runs from base 17 to 1330 and encodes 437 amino acids. Gene Ontology annotation, molecular function: URM1 activating enzyme activity; thiosulfate-cyanide sulfurtransferase activity; adenylyltransferase activity. The transcript has 6 exons. The record is from RefSeq and is a predicted model, not a curated record. Gene Ontology annotation, cellular component: cytosol; cytoplasm. Lineage: Eukaryota; Metazoa; Arthropoda; Insecta; Diptera; Syrphidae.
CAGAUAAGUAUUAACAAUGGAUCCUGACGCAAAAGAUAAACUAGAAAUGGAAGUCGAAAGUCUUCGAUUACAAUUGCUAGAAAAAGAAAAUGAAUUGGCCGAAUUGAAAAGACUUCAGCAACAAAACGAUUCACCUCCAACUCCCCCUCGAUUACUGACAAACGAUGAAAUAGCUCGUUAUAGUCGUCAAUUAAUUCUACCCGAAUUCGGAGGAGUUCAUGGCCAAUUAAAACUCAAAAAGUCUUCAUUUCUUAUCGUUGGAGCUGGAGGACUUGGUUGUCCUGCAGCUCAGUAUUUAGCUGCUGCUGGUGCGGGCACUAUUGGCUUAGUAGACUAUGACGAUGUUGAGAAGAGUAAUCUCCAUCGACAGAUUUUACACUCGGAGCAUUUCGUUGGCAUUCCAAAAGUUCUUUCGGCCAAAAGCGCUUUGUUAAAAAACAAUUCAAGUUCAAAUAUUGUUACUUAUCACAAACAAAUGAGCAAUGACAACACUUUGGAAAUUGUUGAGCAAUACGAUGUGAUUCUGGAUUGUAGUGACAAUGUUGCUACGCGAUAUCUGUUGAACGAUGCUUGUGUCAUUAAAGGGAAGCCAUUAGUUUCAGGAAGUGCUUUGCAGUUUGAUGGACAAUUGACUGUUUAUAACUUCAAUGGAGGACCUUGCUACAGGUGUUUAUUCCCAGUUCCACCACCACCGGAGACUGUUACGAAUUGUGGUGAUGGAGGGGUUCUUGGAGCAGUUACUGGAGUCAUUGGAUCCCUUCAAGCAUUAGAAGCUAUAAAAGUUGCUCUCAAUUUGGGCGAUACUCUAAGCGGACGAUUGUUACUGUUCGAUGGAACCAAAUCAAUAUUUCGUAAUAUUAAACUCCGUGCUAAACGAAAAGAUUGUUAUGUUUGCUCAGAGCAUCCGUUUGUAACGAGGCUUAUCAAUUAUGAACAGUUUUGUGGAAUGCGUGCAUCUGAUAAGGACUUUUCACUUGCAAUUCUGCCCGUUAAACACCGAAUGUCUGCCUUAAAGUACAACAAUGUGUAUUCAAAAGAGGAACAUUUACUCAUCGAUGUUCGAAGUCCUGUUGAAUUUGAAAUGUGUCGACUUGAUAAUUCAAUUAAUAUUCCUCUUAAAAAUAUUCUAGACGAUAGUAGAGUAAACGAAAUUCUAUCUCAAGUUAAGAGUGAUGUAAUGCCAGUUGUUGUUAUUUGUCGACGUGGUAACGAUUCCCAAUUAGCUGUAGAUCAUUUGCGUCACAAAAUUCAAUCCUAUCAGCUUAAGGACAUUAUUGGUGGAUUAUAUGCGUGGCAAAAGAAAGUUGAUCCAAGCUUUCCUAUCUAUUAACUAGACUUAAGUUUAAAAAAGAAGCCAUUUUUUCUUUAUACUACACACACACACACAAAUGAUUUUAUUUGUUUUUUUUUUUAAUUA